AUGACGCUGGACUGGCAGCUGCUACAAACUCUCCGUAAGCUGAUCCGCAAAUUCGAUGCUGACGGUUCCGGGAAGCUGGAAUUUGAUGAGUUUUGCGCGUUGGUCUACACUGUCGCCAACACCGUCGACAAGGACACUCUACAAAAGGAGCUGAGGGAUGCGUUCCGGCUAUUCGACAAGGAGGAAAUGGGUUACAUUCUCGGCGACUGA
This is a messenger RNA of Ostertagia ostertagi, 210 nucleotides long. NCBI's taxonomy places the organism in Eukaryota, Metazoa, Nematoda, Chromadorea, Rhabditida, Trichostrongylidae. The record is from the annotation of a GenBank genome assembly.